UCACGUGACUGAUGACUAAGUUAAAUCUUUUCUGCUUACUGAAAAGGAAGAGUCCGAUGAUUAGUUACUGAUCGUCUUGCAUUUGUAAAGUUUUGGAGAUACUGAAUCAUGCUACCAUUUAUAUUUUUUUCCACCCUAUUUUCUUCCAUGUUUACCGAAGCUCAGAAGCAGCACUGGAUCUGCAACUCCUCCGAUGCAAGCAUUUCAUACACCUACUGUGAUAAAAUGCAAUACCCAAUUUCAAUUAAUGUUGAUCCCUGUAUAAAACUGACGGGAACCAAAGGAUUGUUGCACAUUUUCUACAUUCCAAGGAGAGAUUUAAAGCAAUUAUACUUCAAUCUCUAUAUAACUGUCAACUCCAUGAAUCUUCCAAAGCGAAAAGAAGUUAUUUGCCCAGGAUCUGAUGAUGAUUAUUCUUUUUGCAGAGCUCUGAAGGGAGAGACUUUGAAUAUCACAGUACCAUUCUCCUUCAAGGGAAUAAAAUUUUCUAAGGGACGAUACAAAUGUGUUGCUGAAGCUAUUUCUGGGAGUCCUGAAGAAGUGCUCUUUUGCUUGGAGUUUGCCAUCAUACACCACCCUAAUUCAAAUUAGAAUAAAUUGAGUAUUAAAAAAAA
Molecule: messenger RNA, 614 nt
Organism: Sapajus apella (tufted capuchin)
Lineage: Eukaryota; Metazoa; Chordata; Mammalia; Primates; Cebidae
Gene: LY96
Product: lymphocyte antigen 96
Exons: 5
Coding region: 109-591 (160 amino acids)
Biological process (GO): detection of lipopolysaccharide; positive regulation of lipopolysaccharide-mediated signaling pathway; toll-like receptor 4 signaling pathway
Cellular component (GO): lipopolysaccharide receptor complex
Molecular function (GO): lipopolysaccharide binding; Toll-like receptor 4 binding; lipopolysaccharide immune receptor activity
Source: RefSeq, a predicted model, not a curated record